Zasmidium cellare ATCC 36951 is the source of this 369-nucleotide messenger RNA. RefSeq lists its product as uncharacterized. The record is from RefSeq and is a predicted model, not a curated record. The coding region runs from base 1 to 369 and encodes 122 amino acids. Gene Ontology annotation, cellular component: nucleus; anaphase-promoting complex. The transcript has 2 exons. Gene Ontology annotation, molecular function: ubiquitin protein ligase activity; zinc ion binding; cullin family protein binding. Gene Ontology annotation, biological process: protein ubiquitination; positive regulation of mitotic metaphase/anaphase transition; anaphase-promoting complex-dependent catabolic process. Lineage: Eukaryota; Fungi; Ascomycota; Dothideomycetes; Mycosphaerellales; Mycosphaerellaceae.
AUGAAGGUCACUAUCAAGGGCUACAACGCCGUCGCCGAGUGGAAGUGGGCUCUUCCACCAGGUUGCGACGACACGUGCGGCAUCUGUCGCGUCGUCUUCGAGGGCAGCUGCUCGAAGUGCAAGUAUCCGGGCGACGACUGCCCCAUCGGCAAGUCUACUCAUGUCUUCCACAUGCACUGCAUCACCGACUGGAUCCGCUCCGAGGCCUCGCAGGGACGCUGCCCAAUGUGUCGCCAGGUCUUCCGCGAGAAGGUCGCCCACUCCAAGAAGACCAGCGGCUCUGGCCCUGGUCCUGGCAGCGGUGGUGCUGGCGCUGCUAACUCGCGUGCCUCGUCCUCCACUUCCGCUGGCACCGCCCGCUCUCGGUGA